This is a messenger RNA of Anoplopoma fimbria (sablefish), 1240 nucleotides long. Its product is annotated as hydroxycarboxylic acid receptor 2-like. Gene Ontology annotation, molecular function: G protein-coupled receptor activity. Gene Ontology annotation, biological process: G protein-coupled receptor signaling pathway. The record is from RefSeq and is a predicted model, not a curated record. The transcript has a single exon. Lineage: Eukaryota; Metazoa; Chordata; Actinopteri; Perciformes; Anoplopomatidae. Gene Ontology annotation, cellular component: membrane. Bases 24 to 998 code for a protein of 324 amino acids.
AGUGAGGAAGCACGUAAGUUAACAUGCGUUGCAAUUUCAAUGGAACUCUGUUGAUCAGUGUGCUGCCACCAGUGCUGCUGACAGAGUUUUUUUUUGGAGUCCUUGGAAAUGGUUUGGCUCUCUGGGUCUUCUGCUUCCACAUGAGGCCAUGGAAGAGCAGCACCGUGUUACUCUUCAACCUGGCAAUGGCUGAUUUUCUGCUCAACAUGGCUUUGCCUUUCCGUGCCAUCUACUACAUCUCGAAGAUCAAGUGGAAGUUUGGAGACGCUCUGUGCAACAUCUGCCUCUUCAUGUUGGCAAUGAACCGCAGUGGAAGUACCCUCUUCUUGAUGGCUAUCGCUCUGGACAGGUACAUGCGUGUGGUUCAUCCCCAUCAUCCCAUCAACUCUCUGAGUGUCUCCAAAGCCAUGUGUGGAGCACUUGUUUUAUGGUUGUUCACCAUCUCAAUGACAGUUCAUGUCGUUAAUCUGAAACAUAUCAACACAACCCACUGUGAGAGCUUCAGGGUUGAUACUGAAAUGCACCAUAAUCUGAACUGGCACAAGUUUGAGUUUCUUUUUAUCUUCUAUAUACCUCUGCUUGUGGUUCUCUUCUGCACAUUCAACAUUAUUCGCCACCUGAGAAAGAGACAGUUGUCCCAGCAGGCAAAGAUUAAGAAGGCUCUUUGGUUCAUCAUUGUUGUGGCAGUGCUCUUCAUCAUUUGCUACCUACCAAGCAACAUCGCGCAGUUGCUGAUUUGGAUCCAGACCCACCAAUUAGUCAGCAAGCUCCCCCAUUCUGAAGUCUGCCCUGCUCUGGAAAACAUGACCAUCGUGUUUUUUAUCACCAUUAGCCUGACCUAUCUUAACAGCGUGUUGGAUCCUGUCGUUUACUACUUCUCCAGCCCUGUCUUCAAGAACUUCUGCAGGAAAGCUCUUCAUCUACCCCAGACAGACACGAAUGAAAGUACAGAGAAGAAGACUCGGGAAACAGGCUCCCAGUCGCUCAGCCACCUGUGAUCACACACCCGGACACCAUUAAGAUGGAUGCAGCUCCGUAGCAAAAAUGUUUACUUAAAGUGACAUGUUUCUUUCAAAAUUGUCAAGCAAGUGCUAUAGCCAACAAUAUGCUAUUUCUUACUUCUCAUAUACAGUAGUUAUCCAAUAUCUAUUUACUGCAAAGAAUGUAAUGCAUUAACCAGACAUUGUUUCAUACUAAUAUCAGCUUAUAAAUAAAAUAUAAUCUUUUAAUCCUGUGAAAA